Molecule: messenger RNA, 1747 nt
Organism: Emiliania huxleyi CCMP1516
Lineage: Eukaryota; Haptophyta; Isochrysidales; Noelaerhabdaceae
Exons: 5
Coding region: 44-1519 (491 amino acids)
Biological process (GO): lipid metabolic process
Source: RefSeq, a predicted model, not a curated record
GCGCGCGGCGCCAGCGCCUGACGCAAUCGCCUCUUGCAGUAGCAUGCUCUCGCCGCCCCCUCGCCGCCCAGCCAGUUCGCCGUUCCUCGUCCUCGCUGCGGCGCUCCUCGGCCUCACAGCCCUGCUCCUUCUCGCCUCACAAACGUCGCGGGUGGUGGUGAACACGCCGAGCGAGCGGGGCAUGUUCCUGCAGUCUCCAGUUGUGCUGCAGUGGCCUGUCGGCUUCAGUGACGACGCGCCGCCCUUCAGUGACGACACACCGCCCUUGUCACACGACGACACACCGCCGCUCACGCGCAGCGAGUAUUAUGGCCCGCCGCCCUCGCGCGAUCGGCGCAGCCGCAGCGGCAGCGCUAUCGACAGCAGCGAAGUGUGUGUGGCAAAGGCGGCGGUCCUGCCGCCCGACCGCGCCGAGCUCGCGCGGUCCACGUGGGAGGGUUCCAACGCCUCGCUCCUCCUCUCGCUCGCGGGCGCGCUCCUCUGCCCGCCGCAGCGCCUCCUGGUGUGGGACUGCUCUCGCUGUGGCGGGCUCGGCCUCAGCCGCCGCCCAAAGGUGAUGUUAUCGGACGGCGGCUCGUUCCUCGCGCUGGUUGGGGUGCACGAGGCGCUGCAGUGGGUGGUGGUUGCCUUCCGCGGCUCGGUCGACGGCAACCUCGGCGCGUGGGGCCGCAACCUUCAGUGCUGGACGGAGCAGUACCGCUUUGGUGGCUGCGGCGCCUGGAUUCACCGCGGGUGGGGGCUGGGAUACUCAAAGCUGCGGGGGCGCGUGUGGGCCGCGGCCGUGCAGGCUCUGUCGGAGCACCCGCAAUACAGGCUGGUUGUGACGGGGCACAGCGCGGGCGGCGAGCCGCGCCGCCCGCCGCCGCUGCGCGACUGCUGGGCGGCGUGCGGCGGGGCGGGCGCGUGCCCAGCCUUUUGUGGGCAGGGCGGCGCGUGCUGCAAGCAGGGCAGCGACGACCAGGACCCGUGCCCCGCAACCAUGCCCGCCUUUGACGUGCACACUUGCGUCGCCACCGCCGAGGCGCCCGCGCCGCCGCCGCCGCCGCCGCCCUCGCCGCCGGAGGUCAACCUCUUCUUCGACCGGCCGGAGGCGGCGGCGCCGCUCCUCGUCACCUUUGCGAGCCCAAUGGCGGGCGACCGCCAGUUCGCCGACCUGGUGGACGCCGGCCUCGACGAGCGCGCCAACGUGCUGCUGCGCGUGGUCAACAGCCACGAUGCAGCGGUGCACGCGCCCAACCUCCUGGCGACCGGCCUGCAGCUCAGCAUCCCGUGCCCGGCGGGCGGCUGGAGGCAGUACGCCCAUCCAGGCCAGGAGGUGUGGCUGCCGGACGCGUCGACCGCCUCGGACCCGAACCCGCUCUGCUCCUCGUCGCUGCCGCGCAAGAGCCUCACUUGGCUCGACCACAACACGUACCUCGGUGUCGACUCGGGCGCUUGCCACGACGAGCCGUGGCCGAGCGCGACGCCCCUCGAUGGGUCGAGGUUGCAGUCAGGAGGGGGGACGUACUCGUACGGCUAGAGGAGGGAAGAGGCGCCCCCUUCGUUCCCGUCUCCCUGCGUGUGGACAGGGCACUCUCUCGCGACCGGCGCCCGCGGCGGCUGCGCGCGCUACAGUUCUCUGAUCACACGCACGUGCCUGUGAGCGAGCCUGAGCUCUCGCUUUCACUUCUCGUCAUGUGAUUGAAACAAACAAUGGUUUUGGGGGCCGCGUCUUCUAGAGAUACUAGUGGCGCAGAGAGAUAUCCUA